UGCUGUAGCUUAAAUGCAUUCCUACACUUGAUGAUAUUGUCUUUAAUUAUCACAUGCCAAGUACUUCUGAAUAUUUAUGUAUAUAUAUAUGUUUGGUCUCUAUAUGGUGUUUUAUAAAUAUAUAUAUAGAUGAUACACUAUAGAAAUAAUAUAUGGAUUUGGUCAUCUCCAAUAGUAAUGAAGCUAAUCCACCGAGCAAGACAACGGUUGAGAAUAAUGGAAGUUUUAAUAGUACCAGUAAGUACUCUCCAUGGACCAAGUUUCUUGCUUGCAUCGGUGCCCAUGAAUUUCGAUCCCCAGAGAUGUGGAGGGCAGCAUUAACAGAAUUAGUAGCCACAGCUUGCCUCAUGUUCAGUCUAACAUGUUCCAUCAUAUCCUGCCUUGACUCAGGUGAGGUCCAUCCAAAGCUUCUAGUCCCGUUCGCAGUAUUCAUGGUAGUAUUUCUUUUCCUAAUGGUGACAGUUCCAUUAUCUGGUGGCCACAUGAGCCCAAUCUUCACAUUUAUAGCAACUCUAAAAGGACUCAUAACUCUUUCUCGGGCCUCAAUCUACGUCUUGGCCCAAUGCAUUGGAUCCAUAAUGGGCUUUCUAGUAAUCAAGAUCGUUAUGAACCAAAACGAAGCAAGAAAUUACUCUCUUGGAGGCUGCAGUGUAAAUGGUCACGGUGGCGCUUCAGGGGUAAGCGCUGACACAGCUUUGGUGUUGGAAUUUGCUUGCACAUUUCUUGUGUUGUUCGUUGGAGUAACUGUUGCAUUUGACAAAAGACGGUGCAAUGAACUUGGGCUUGCAAUGGUUUGUGUCAUCGUGGCUGGGUCCAUGGCUCUUGCUGUUUUUGUGUCCAUUACUGUAACUGGACAGCCCGGCUAUGCGGGUGUGGGCCUAAACCCAGCAAGGUGUUUGGGCCCAGCAUUGUUGUUUGGAGGUGGGUUGUGGGAUAAUCAUUGGGUUUUUUGGGUAGGGCCCUUUAUAGCUUGUUCUUUAUAUUAUGGAUUGUCCGUAAACUUUCCCAAUGAUGGUUUAGUUUGGGUUGAUGGAGAGCGUGAUAUUGUUAAUUUGACAAGGGCUUGGUUUAGUGGUGAGAGUGGUCGUUUUCCUAAUCUUGAAAACCAAAAAUAAUUUCAUAUAUUCUAUUAUAUAGUAUUAUGUUUAAUUAUAUUUUAUAUA
Cannabis sativa is the source of this 1163-nucleotide messenger RNA. RefSeq names its product probable aquaporin TIP1-2. Gene Ontology annotation, cellular component: membrane. Lineage: Eukaryota; Viridiplantae; Streptophyta; Magnoliopsida; Rosales; Cannabaceae. Gene Ontology annotation, molecular function: channel activity. The coding region runs from base 153 to 1115 and encodes 320 amino acids. The record is from RefSeq and is a predicted model, not a curated record. The transcript has 2 exons. Gene Ontology annotation, biological process: transmembrane transport.